Molecule: messenger RNA, 2430 nt
Organism: Phragmites australis (common reed)
Lineage: Eukaryota; Viridiplantae; Streptophyta; Magnoliopsida; Poales; Poaceae
Exons: 1
Coding region: 1-2430 (809 amino acids)
Molecular function (GO): protein dimerization activity
Source: RefSeq, a predicted model, not a curated record
AUGGACAAAUUCUUAAGGAGUAAUACGGGCAGUUCACGAAACCCAGAUGAGUGGGCGAUAGUUGCUGUGGAGGAACAAACUAAUGUGAACGAUGACGACCAAGGUCCUACACCUACAGAAGACAAUGUUGACAUCAAUGAGGAUGAUAACAAUGUAAGUGGUCAUGACAAUAUAUUUAAUUCAUCUGCUACAAAAUCUGCUAGUGUUGAUGAGCAGCCGGUUUUUACUACGGAUAUUUAUGAUCCAAGAAAUUGGGAUAAUCUUGAUAACAAAGCUAGAGACAUAUUAGUGGAGAAGGGGCCUAUAAGAGAAGAAAAUAUUGUAUUCCCUUUAGAUGACAACUCAAGACAUUUUUUGUAUGCUCAUUUCUCUAGAAAAAUGAGCAAUGGGGAGGUUCAUGACAGAAAAUGGUUAGUGUAUUCGAAGCAUGUUGAUAGAGUGUUUUGCUUUAGUUGUAAGAUUUUCAAUUCUAGAAAUUGCAAGAGUUCAUUGGGGCGUGAUGGAUUUAGGGAUUGGAGGCAUAUUAGUGAGAGGCUAAAAGAACAUGAAGUUAGUGUCGAGCAUAUUACCAACAUGACCUCUUGGAAUGAAUUGAGAGCUAGAUUGAGGAAAAGUGAAACAAUUGACAAAGAUUUACAACAGCAAAUCACAAAGGAGAAAGAACGUAUAAGACAAGUUUUACUAAGAAUAAUUGCCAUUGUCAAAUUUCUUGGUAAACGUAAUUUGGCUUUUAGAGGAUCCAAUGAGCAACUCUAUAAUGAUCAUAAUGUCAAUUUCUUAGCUUGUGUUGAGAUGGUUGCAGAAUUUGACUUGGUGAUGCAAGACCAUCUUAGACGUAUUCAAAAUAAUGAGAUUCAUUAUCAUUAUCUUAGUCAUAAAAUUCAGAAUGAGUUGGUCUCUCUUUUGGCUUCUGAUAUUACAAAUUCUAUCGUAAAGAUCGUGAAAGAGGCAAAAUAUUUCUCCAUUAUCCUAGAUUGUACACCAGAUGUGAGUCAUCAAGAGCAAAUGAGUUUGUUGGUUCGAUGUGUUAAUAUGUCCGAUGGCAAAAUAAAAUUAGAGGAGUUUUUUUUGGGUUUCUUGAUGGUGGAUGAUACAUCUGGUUCAGGACUUUUCAAUGUAUUGAUUGAUUCUAUCAAGUCUUUUGGUCUUAAUAUUGAUGAUAUUAGGGGUCAAGGUUACGAUAACGGCUCUAACAUGAAAGGAAAACACAAGGGGGUGCAAAGACGAUUGCUUGAUAUUAAUCGAAGAGCUUUGUAUAUGCCAUGUGCUUGCCACAGUCUUAAUCUUACUCUUUGUGAUAUGGCUAAAUCAUGUGCUAAAGCUAUUUCAUUUUUUGGAAUUGUGCAACGGAUAUAUGUAUUGUUUUCUGGUUCUACCAAAAGAUGGAAAGUUUUGCUCGAGCAUAUUCCAAGUUUAACUGUGAAAUCGUUGUGCAAUACUCAUUGGGAGAGUCGAAUCAAAAGUGUAAAACCAAUUAGGUAUCAAGCUCCUGAGCUAAGGUCAGCUUUGUUCAAUUUAAGGGAAGCUGAUGAUACUGAUCCCAAGGAUAAGAGCGAUGCAAAAAAUUUAUUUGAAGUGCUUGGCAGCUUUGAAUUUAUACUUGGUAUGGUUAUUUGGCAUGACAUUUUAUUUGCUGUUAACACUGUGAGUAAGAAGUUGCAAUCACCGUCCAUGUGCAUUGAGUCUACCUUACAGCAAAUUGAAGGCAUAAUGAAUUACUUUCACAGCUAUAGAAAUGAAGGAUUUGCUUCUAGUCUGAUCAUAGCCAAAGAUAUUGUAUCUGAAAUGGGUGUAGAGGCAUCAUUUCCAGUAAAGCGUCGUUCUAUUAGGAAGAAACAGUUUGAUGAAACUGAUUAUAAUGAAGCAAAUUUGCAAGCUGAGAGGGCUUUUGAAGUUGAUUACUUUUUUGUUAUGGUUGAUGUGGCAAUCACUUCAUUGAAAACUAGAUUUGAAGAACUCCAAGAAUUCAAAAGUAUAUUUGGGUUUUUAAUGAGUUCAACAAUCUUGAAGUCAUUGGAUGGUAUUGAACUAAAAGACCGUUGCACUAAAUUUGCAGAAACUUUCUCUCUAAAGGGUUCAUCUGAUGUUGAGUUAAAUGAUCUCAUUUCUGAGUUAAGUGUUAUGCAGUUGACUUUACCAGAUAGACCAAUGUCUGCCAUGGAGAUUUUUGAGUUUGUCAGAAAUGCAGAUUGUUAUCCUAAUAUUUCUGUUGCUUAUCGGAUCUUAUUUACUGUACCAGUGACUGUGGCAUCUGCCGAAAGAAGCUUUUCAAAGUUGAAAUUAUUGAAGAACCAUUUGAGGUCUACAAUGUCACAAGAAAGAUUAAACGGUCUGGCAACUUUAUGCAUUGAGAAGAAAUUAUUGGAUGAGAUUGAUAUUGAUACAAUCAUCAAUGACUUCGCAUCUAGAAAUAUCCGAAGAAAUUUUUAA